Molecule: messenger RNA, 1546 nt
Organism: Ostrea edulis (European flat oyster)
Lineage: Eukaryota; Metazoa; Mollusca; Bivalvia; Ostreida; Ostreidae
Exons: 7
Coding region: 703-1356 (217 amino acids)
Source: RefSeq, a predicted model, not a curated record
GAUAUUUGAAAACAAAGGAUUAGCGAAAAAUUACUAGAAAAUCUCCAUGAUGGAAACCUAUUUCAACUCAGUGGCCUAUAUUGUAUCUGGUCGCUCAUACAAAAGACAAUAACCAGCUAAUUGCGGCAGCUGAGUGAUAGAGCGUGCGUAUUGUAACCGGGGGAUCGUGAGUUCGGGCCCCGCUCGUGAGAUCCACUAGUGUAGCGAUCUAAGUGAGCGGAUCUCAGGAUCUGGUUUUAAUCAGAUUGAAGUGAGAAUCAAGGGUCUUUCGGAUAUGACCUUGAAAACGGAGGUCACAGCAAGCGUUAGGACGUUAAAGAUCCCUCACUGCUACAUGGCCGAGCGCUAAGCAUAGGUUUAAAUUUGUGGUACUUCACCUAUACAACUGGUGACGUCGCAAUAUAAGUGAAAGAUUCUCCACGGGACGUAAAAGAAACAAACCACAACAGCAACAAAAGACGAUACCACGUGAUUCGGAUGCAUAAACACGCCUUCAACGUCAUGCACCAUAAGCAGAGUGUGAUUUUACACAGUACAUGUAAACAUUCCUUCACUUUUGCUGGUACUAAACUUAGCCGCAGAGGUCAAACUUAAAACGGACACAAUUAAUGUCCGACAGCACCAUGGUUACUCAUCAACGUCUGUGGUCUGUCAGCAUUACGUGACUGAAAGUCCAUCCAAGUACCUGCGAAAAUUUUGAAGAUGCGAGUUGAAAUAUUCCCGAUAUUCUUCAUAAACCAGAUUGCCGCAGUGCACCUGUUUCUUAAUGAGAAGAUUUCGGAAGAAUUGAAAAAUGUUGAUCCUUUCAAUAUUCGCCAAGAAUUUACAAUGCUCAGAGGGAGACUUGCAAAAGUCCUGAAUAUUGAGAAUCCCAAGACGAGUUGUAUGUUUACUGACGUUCUCAAUCAAAAGUUGUUGCUGAGAAACCCAUGUUUUGAAAUUGUACCAGAAUUAAAUGGAAUGUUGGGAAAUAAGUGCAUAGGAAUAUCUCGUACAUCCAAGUGUAUUCAAGGGAUACAAAGAGCCCCCAGACAUAAACGAGACGUAGAGAAGAUGCUCAGUUCUGUUCGCAAUUUCAUGCACUUCAUCGGUAGAUCCAAUUCAGUCCAGCGGACGCACGCUAAACCCGCGAAAAUCAACAUCAAGAACUCACUGGAUUACGCCGCCACGGAUUUCACGUCAAACAUACGUCCACAUCUCAGCCGACUGCUGGGCAAGUUCCGGGUCAUGCAGACCGGAAGUAAUCACAUCGGAAACGACGCUAAAGCAGCCAUCUCUUACAUUCAACACAGCAUCGGGAAAACUGUGUCGGACAUUGAUGGGACAAUUGUGAAACGUGCAAGACGAUUCAAAUGAGUGGAAAAUUUAUAAAGUUUGCACGCAUUUUGUUUUCUAUGACAUCAUAAGCAUAUUUAAAAACUUACAUCAGUAUUAUAGUUUGACGAAGCGGAAAGGAAAGUCUGGCAUCUUGACACAUUCCGUUAUAUGAUUUUGUAUGAUAAUUUAUUUGUAAAAAAAAAAAAAAAAAGUAGAGACGACAAAUUAA